Molecule: messenger RNA, 1475 nt
Organism: Hevea brasiliensis (rubber tree)
Lineage: Eukaryota; Viridiplantae; Streptophyta; Magnoliopsida; Malpighiales; Euphorbiaceae
Product: BURP domain protein RD22-like
Exons: 3
Coding region: 252-1283 (343 amino acids)
Source: RefSeq, a predicted model, not a curated record
AUUUACCACACUAGCACAUCAAUUCUUGUUCCUAUUACACCUGUCCCACUCGAUGCCAAUUGCAUUAAGUGAGUGAACCAGGGACAGUUGAAGCAAUUAAGCCGGUUGAUAAUGCGGGUGAUGUGUUGCUAUUCAAGUUGCAGUACUCCUAUGGACAAAAUCUCUAUAUAUGUUACAACUGGCUCUUUCUUCCUUGUAAAUCUAAUACUUCAGUUGUUUUCUUUCACUAUAAUUGCCUUGUUUUCUGUUUCAUGUUCAAAGUUCAAAUGGAGUUUCAUCUUCCACACAUACUUGUUUUUCUCGCUAUUGCGCUAGUGACAAGCCUGGCUACUUUACCUCCCGAGCAAUACUGGAAUUCUGUUCUGCCCAACACUCCAAUGCCAAAAGCUGUGAAAGAUCUUCUACAGCCAGACUUCAUGGACGAGAAAAGCACAUCUGUCGGUGUAGGAAAGGGAGGUGUAAAUGUUAAUACAGGGAAAGGAAAACCUGGCGGCACUUCUGUUAACGUUGGGAAUGGUGGAGCAAAUGUAAACACUGGACACAAGGGAAAGCCCGUGUAUGUUGGAGUAAAACCUAAAUAUGGCCCAUUCAUCUACCAUUAUGCCGCUACUGAAAAUCAACUCCAUGAUGACCCAAAUGUGGCUCUUUUUUUCUUGGAAAAGGACAUGUAUCCCAGCAAAACAAUGAACUUGAACUUUGCUGAAAACCCAAAUAAGGCAACCUUCAUAUCACGUCAAACUGCCAAUUCGAUACCUUUUUCAUCUGACAAGUUGCCAGAGAUUUAUAACCAGUUUUCAGUAAAAGAAGGAUCAAUGGAAGCCGAGAUAAUAAAGAAUACAAUCAGAGAGUGUGAAGAACCUGGUAUUAAAGGAGAGGUGAAAUAUUGCGCAACUUCGCUAGAGUCGAUGAUUGACUUCAGCACUUCUGUACUUGGAAAGAAUGUCCAGGCAGUCUCCACAGUGGCCGAACACCAAACCCAGCUGCAGAAGUAUACAAUUACAGAUGGAACAAAGAAGAUGGCGGGUGACAAAUCCGUGGUGUGUCACAAGCAGAACUAUGCAUAUGCUGUCUUUUAUUGCCAUGCAACACAAACCACGAGGGCUUACAUGGUUUCCUUAGAGGGUGCUGAUGGAUCAAAGGCUCAAGCAGUAGCAGUAUGCCAUACAGAUACAUCAGCUUGGAACCCAAAGCAUUUGGCUUUCCAGGUGCUCAAGGUCAAGCCAGGAACAGUUCCUGUUUGCCAUUUCCUUCCUCAGGACCACGUUGUUUGGGUUCCCAACUAGAUACCUGAAGAAAUAUUGUACUUCUAGUCCCAUAUCUUCAGCCAGAACAGUUCAUACCGGAAUACUAUAAUAUCUAUCUAUUUAGUUUUUACAAUAAUGUAACUAUAUGCCCACUAUAUUCGGUUUUAUAUGCUUCAAAAGUUUGCUAUAGCAGUGUUCAGUAAUAAAUAACAUCUCCUGCUUCUAUCAUAA